CCGAGACACACGGAGACAGAUGGAAGAAUUUGAGAGCGCCAGGGAGAGAGAGAGCAAAUGUGAAUGGUAGAAUGAGCAGCAGCAGUACAGCCAAGUUCAUCAAGUGUGUGACAAUUGGAGAUGGUGCCGUUGGGAAGACAUGUCUUCUCAUCUCCUACACCAGUAACACCUUCCCAACUGAGUAUGUUCCAACUGUUUUUGACAACUUCAGUGCCAAUGUUGUGGUAGAUGGGCAGACUGUGAAUCUUGGGCUCUGGGAUACUGCAGGUCAAGAAGACUAUAACAGGCUGAGGCCUCUUAGUUAUAGAGGAGCUGAUGUUUUCAUACUUGCCUUUUCUCUCAUAAGUAGGGCCAGCUUUGAGAAUGUAUGCAAAAAAAAGUGGGUCCCAGAGCUAAGGCAUUAUGCCCCAUCAGUGCCCGUUGUUCUUGUGGGCACCAAACUAGACUUAAGAGAGGACAGACAGUAUGUCAUGGACUAUCCGGGGGCACGUACCAUUUCUACAGAACAGGGUGAAGAACUAAAGAAGCAAGUUGGAGCUCUAGCAUAUAUAGAGUGCAGUGCCAAGACCCAGCAGAAUCUGAAGGCUGUGUUUGAUACUGCAAUCAAGGUGGUUCUACAGCCUCCAAAGCCCAAGAAACAAAAGAGGAGGGGCUGCCAUAUUAUUUAGUCCAUGCUCCCCUUCCCCAACUUGAUCACUAGACUCCUUCUGUUCAUUUUCUUUCCUUGUGGGUGUUUGUGUAAAUUGUGACUUGAGCCGUGUGGUGACUGCAUUUCGUGAUGGGCAUGCCCUCGCUGUAUUUAUGUAAAUAGCAGUAAGACUGAAACGUGAAGUUGAGCUUGUCAGUAUCAGUAGGGUGGGGAUUCAUGUUCUGUGGUUCUGAUUUAACAAAAACUCUCUCCAAUAUUGUGUUCCUGAGGUUCCUUAAUUGGGUCCCUUUUAAAAGAACGAAUAUGCCCCUCCAUUGUUGACCCUAAUGCUGUAAUGCCCACAUGGUGUGGUUGAAUUGUCCAAAAUCUAAAUGAGAGUUUGCUGUAAUGGGCACGUUGAGAAUGA
Molecule: messenger RNA, 1055 nt
Organism: Malania oleifera
Lineage: Eukaryota; Viridiplantae; Streptophyta; Magnoliopsida; Santalales; Ximeniaceae
Product: rac-like GTP-binding protein RAC2
Exons: 7
Coding region: 72-668 (198 amino acids)
Biological process (GO): actin filament organization; regulation of cell shape; cortical cytoskeleton organization
Cellular component (GO): cytoskeleton; plasma membrane; cell projection
Molecular function (GO): protein kinase binding; GTP binding; GTPase activity
Source: RefSeq, a predicted model, not a curated record